AUGUCCCUUCCCCGCAGCCUACGGGCAGCAGAAACGCUGCUCAACUCCAGCAAAGCAAGCCGCCAAAAUCCUCUCUCCAACCCCAAGCACGCCGACCACGCAGAACAUCUCCAAACCGGGCUCGCCGACAGACCCCUGGAGCUGGACACCCCCCCAGAAGAGAAGAUCGACUGGACGCGCUCCUUCCACGGGCUCUCGGCGGAGCCGUUCCCCAAAGAAGCAGCCGAUAUCCUCCUCGCCGAGACGGACCCAGAAGAAGUGGAGAUUAAGCCCGAUGGCAUCCUCUACCUGCCGGAGAUCAAGUACCGACGGAUCUUGAAUCGCGCGUUUGGACCCGGUGGCUGGGGGCUUGUGCCGCGCAGUGAGAGUAUCGUUACCCCGAAGACGGUGACGAGGGAGUAUGCUUUGGUUUGUAAUGGACGACUUGUUUCCGUUGCGCGUGGUGAACAGGAUUACUUCUCCCCUGACGGCAUUCCAACCGCGACGGAGGGGUGUCGGUCUAAUGCGCUGGUGCGGUGUUGCAAGGAUCUAGGUAUUGCGAGCGAGUUGUGGGAUCCGCGCUGGAUCCGCAAGUACAAGGCGCAGUACACGCGGGAAGUGUUUGUGGAGCACGUGGUGAACAAGCGGAAGUCGAAGAUCUGGGUGAGGAAGGGUGAUGAGGUUUCGUAUCCGUGGAAGGAGCUGAAGUAA
Aspergillus bombycis is the source of this 690-nucleotide messenger RNA. RefSeq names its product putative mitochondrial genome maintenance protein Mgm101. Gene Ontology annotation, molecular function: single-stranded DNA binding. The record is from RefSeq and is a predicted model, not a curated record. The transcript has 3 exons. Gene Ontology annotation, cellular component: mitochondrial nucleoid; mitochondrial chromosome. Lineage: Eukaryota; Fungi; Ascomycota; Eurotiomycetes; Eurotiales; Aspergillaceae. Gene Ontology annotation, biological process: recombinational repair; interstrand cross-link repair. The coding region runs from base 1 to 690 and encodes 229 amino acids.